CAUGGAGGACUGAGCGACUACAGCGUCUACAGCCAGCUGACAGACGACGAGUGAUGCAACUCGCUGUGGAGCGAAGCCUGUCAGACCCCCCCCCCAGCCCCGACCCCCCCACACCCCCAGACAUCCCAAAAUGUGACCCAUUCAACGCCCUCUACAAAGGUCUCCGCAGGGAGCUUAGUCCUGUACAGACGGUCAUUAUGGAGGGGGAUGUUGCUGCUCUGGUGGACUUGGUGAGUCGGGGGUGCAGCAGUCUCACGGAGCCCAAUGACGAAGGCUGGAUCGCUCUGCAUGAAGCUGCUUAUUACGGACAGCUGCACUGCCUCGCCAUCCUCAUCAAAGACUUGGUGAACCCGUGGAGUCUGACCUUUGACCCUGUCGGUCCUCAGACUUGCCCACCCAACUUGGUGAACUCGUGGAGUCUGACCAAUCAGACGGCUCUGCUGCUGGCUGCGGGGCGGGGAAACGUUUCCUGUGUCGACUUCCUGCUGAAACACGGCGCCGACCCGAACAUCGCCGACAGGGACCGGGAGACGCCGCUGCUCACAGCGUGUGAGCAGCCCAACGAAGCCGUGGUGGAUCUGCUGUUGCAGUUCGGCGCCCAGGUGAACCGCUGCACCGUCCAGGGAGAGACGUGUCUCCACGUCGCCUGCAGACAUGGACAACUGGAGCUCUGCAGGAAGCUGCUGGAGGCCGGAGCUGAUCUGAACCGCAAGAACAUCUACGGCAUCCAGCCGAUCUUCACCGCCGCGCAGCACGGACACGCCGACAUCAUCCGCCUGCUCGCUAGCAAAGGUGCAGAUAUCAAUGGACAGGCUGCAGACGGAGCCACGCCCCUGUUUGAAGCCUCUAAGAUCGGUCAUGUCUCGGCGGUGGACGCUCUGUUGUCCCUGAACGCGGACACUAACCGGUCCAUGAAGUCGGGCCUGCUGCCUCUCCACGCCGCGGUCCAGAACAACCACAUCCGCAUCGUGGCGCUGCUGAUCCCCCUCACCAGCAUGGUGCGCGUGCGGCGCUGCGGCAUCAGCCCGCUCCACGUGGCCGCGGAGCACAACCGGGACGAGAUCCUGGCGCUGCUGGUCCGGUCCGGCUUCGACGUGAACAGCCGGCUGUCGGACGACCGCGCGUCGAUGUUCCAGGACCGGCGCAGCACGGCGCUCUACUUCUCCGUGUUCAACGGGAACCUGGAGGCCGCCGCCAUGCUGCUGGCGGCCGGCGCCGACCCCGACCUGGACGUCUUCAACCCGCUGCUCAUCGCCGUGCGGAUGUGCUGGAUGGAGAUGGCGGCGUUGUUGCUAAGCUACGGCGCCAACGCCAACGCCCAGAUCGCCACGGAGCCCUGCGCCUUCCCGGCGGCCAUCUUGCUCCGCAUGGAGUCCCUGCCGAUGCUGAAGCUGCUGCUGGACCACGGCUGCGACGCCGCGCCGUGCUUCGACUGCCCGCACGGCGAGAAGACCCACCCCCCCGUCGCGCCGGCGCACCGCGCCAUCGAGGAGAUGCGCGACAGCAGAGUCGCUCCGCCGCAGCGUCGCAUUCAGUUCUGCGAGGCGGUGUCCAGUUGCCGUAGCGCCGGGCCAAUCAUCUCGCUGCUGCUGGACUACGUCGGCCACGUUCGUCUCUGCUCGCGGCUGCUCGACGUCCUAGAGAGACGCAGCGACUGGAAGCCAAUCAGACUCAAAGCUCUUCCUCCUCAUCCUCUGAUGCAGCUCUGCAGGCUGAAGAUCAGACGUCUGGUCGGAGUCCGCAAAUUCAAACUGCUCCAAACGCUUCCACUUCCUGUCCCUCUGGUCCGCUUCCUGCACUACGAUGUCCACUGCUCCCUCUCAUAAAGUCUCGUAAAGUUUAGUUAAGUCUCAGAAAGCCUCAUAAAGUCUCAUAAAGCCUCAUACAGUCUCAAACAGUCUCAAACAGUCUCAGAAAGUCUCAAAAAGUCUCAUACAGUCUCAAAAAGUAUCAUAAAGCCUUAUAAAGCCACAUAAAGUCUCAUAAAGCCUCAUAAAGUCUCAUAAAGUCUCACAAAGUCUCAUAAAGUCUCAUAAAGCCUCAUAAAGCCUCAUGAAGUCUCAUAAAGCCUCAUAAAGCCUCAUAAAGUCUCAUAAAGCCUCAUGAAGUCUCAUAAAGCCUCAUAAAGCCUCAUAAAGUCUCAUAAAGUCUCAUAAAGCCUCAUAAAGCCUCAUGAAGUCUUAUAAAGCCUCAUGAAGUCUCAUAAAGCCUCAUGAAGUCUCAAACAGUCUCAGAAAGUCUCAAAAAGUCUCAUACAGUCUCAAAAAGCCUCAUAAAGCCUCAUGAAGUCUUAUAAAGCCUCAUGAAGUCUCAAACAGUCUCAGAAAGUCUCAAAAAGUCUCAUAAAGCCUUAUAAAGCCACAUAAAGUCUCAUAAAGCCUCAUAAAGUCUCACAAAGCCUCAUAAAGUCUCAUAAAGUCUCAUAAAGUCUCAUAAAGCCUCAUAAAGCCUCAUGAAGUCUCACAAAGCCUCAUAAAGUCUCGAAAAGUCUCAUACAGUCUCAAAAAGUAUCAUAAAGUCUCAUAAAGCCUCAUAAAGCCUCAUAAAGCCUCAUAAAGCCUCAUAAAGUCUCAUAAAGCCUCAUAAAGCCUCAUGAAGUCUCAUAAAGCCUCAUGAAGUCUCAUAAAGACUCAUAAAGCCUCAUAAAGUCUCAUGAAGUCUCACAAAGCCUCAUAAAGUCUCAUAAAGUCUCAUAAAGUCUCAAAAAGUCUCAUACAGUCUCAAAAAGUAUCAUAAAGUCUCAUAAAGCCUCAUAAAGUCUCACAAAGCCUCAUAAAGCCUCAUAAAGUCUCAUAAAGUCUCAUAAAGUCUCAUAAAGUCUCAUAAAGUCUCAUAAAGUCUCAAAAAGUCUCAUACAGUCUCAAAAAGUAUCAUAAAGUCUCAUAAAGCCUCAUAAAGUCUCACAAAGCUAAAUGAUUCAUAGUUUGAUCAUUUAGCAACCAUAAAACAUAUCAACUCACCAAAAGUUGCGGCUAAAACGUAACGAGUUAGCGGUUACGGAGGUCUCUUCUGGGUCCUUCUAGCCUCUACAGGGGAUUUUCUAUCCUGCCUGGAACUUCCAGCCUUUUUCGGGGUUGUCGAGCAUUAAAUCCAAACCGUUACAUCCAAGAUUGAUCCACUUUAUAAUAAUCCAUAAUCCACUGCGUUUUUGCUCAAUUAUGCCUCUAGCUCGCGCUGCUCCGUGUCUGCUCUCUGUUUAGGGAAGUACAGGGACCAGCAUGCCCCUAUAUGGGAGACUACGUCACCCACGGUGUAUGGAGGGUGGUUAGUGCCCUCCGCCCAGUCAAAGUAGUCUAGUAUGCGAUCAAAGAUGCUACAGUGCACAAGAUAGAUAUCUACAGAGGAAAAUGGCCCCACUGGUUUGAGAUUUGGCAUAUAUAUAUAUAUAUAUAUAUAUAUAUAUAUAUAUAUAUAUAUAUAUAUAAUAUAUAUAUAAAUAUGUAUAUAUAUUUAUGUAUUUAUAUAAUAGAUUUGGGCCUU
This is a messenger RNA of Etheostoma spectabile (orangethroat darter), 3480 nucleotides long. Its product is annotated as ankyrin repeat and SOCS box protein 2. The record is from RefSeq and is a predicted model, not a curated record. Bases 54 to 1826 code for a protein of 590 amino acids. Gene Ontology annotation, molecular function: protein binding. Lineage: Eukaryota; Metazoa; Chordata; Actinopteri; Perciformes; Percidae. The transcript has 9 exons. Gene Ontology annotation, biological process: intracellular signal transduction.